Molecule: messenger RNA, 1056 nt
Organism: Cannabis sativa
Lineage: Eukaryota; Viridiplantae; Streptophyta; Magnoliopsida; Rosales; Cannabaceae
Product: L10-interacting MYB domain-containing protein-like
Exons: 2
Coding region: 1-588 (195 amino acids)
Source: RefSeq, a predicted model, not a curated record
AUGGAGAAAGAAAAAAAUAUUUGUACUAAAGGUGAUGUAGCCGUACCACGAGGUAAAGCAAUAUGGAAUUCUGAGAGUGUGAAUUUUUUCUUGGAAUUCUGUAUCAAAGAGGUUGAGGAUGGACAUCGUCCUACUACUUAUUUAGAUAAACUUAGAUAUCUAAACUUGAUUACAAAUAUGAAAAAAGUAACUGAAAGAGAUUACACUAGAGCCCAGCUAAAAAAUAAAUGGGAUGGAUUGAAAAGUGAAUGGAAGCUUUGGAAGCAACUCAAGGGAAAAGAAACUGGUUUAGGAUGGAGUAUGCAAAAGAAUACAAUUGAUGCAACUGAAGAUUGGUGGAAUAGUAAAUUACAGACUCAUCCCGAUGCUGCAAAGUUUCGCAUUCGGGGAAUUGAACCAGAAGUAGAGGAAAAAUUAGAUAAGAUUUUUAUGAACAUUGUUGCUACAGGAGAGUAUGCUUGGACACCUUCAUCUGGAAUAAUUCCAUCUGAGUCUGAAAAGCCUUUUAAUGAUACUGAAACCUUACAUGAACAACUUGAGAGUAGUGAUGAUGAUAUAGAGAUGCCUAAUAUUGAUAGAUUUUCUUAAGAGAAAACUAGCAAGAGAACAACUGAGCCACUUGAGAAACAAAAUAAAAAAAAUGAAAAAUGGAAAAGGAAAAAUGAAGAAGACAGGGCCCGUAAUGAUAUUUGAACAAAUUGGUCGCCUUGCUGAUGCCGUGGAGACAAGAAGUAGAAAUAUUGAAAUAGCUAGAAAAGAGAAUAGUAUUGCCGAAGUUAUGAAAAUGUUAAAUUCUUUGCCUGAAAUCGAGAAAGGGAGCAGCUUGUAUUUAUUUGCAACACGCUUGUUUAUCAUGAAAGAGAAGAGAGAGAUGUUUGCUUCAUUGGAAGAACCUGAGUUAAUGCUUACUUGGCUCAAGAAUGAGUAUACUCUGGAAUAUAAUUAUAAUGCUUAAAUCGUUCAGAAUAGUAGCCUUUAUUUUCUAAACUUUGUGUAAUGACUUUAAUAUAUUUUUGUUAUGUUAUUUCUUUAAUCGUAUUGCUCUCAAGACUUUAA